AUAGUACUAGUACUACUACAAGUCAAGCAAAGAGUUGAAAUCCAUUGGAAAUUGAAUUCUCUCAUCUCCCUCACUUUUACUUAGACGGAAGAGAGUUGGCAGAUGAGAUUGAUGAUGCAGAUAUGUGCCGAUGUCCCCUUGGUUCUUCACUCGGCUGGAGGAGGUUGCCGGCAGCCGGAGUUGAAGCACUGCGGCCACUUUUUCGACACCAAAUGUUUUCUCUCUCCUGGAUUCACCAGAAAAAGCACCUUUUCAAAUCCAAAGCUAGAGGUUGGCCCAUCGAAGUUGAGAAAUAGAAGCUUUAUGACGAGAGCCUCUGGUAACUCCAGUGGUGAUUUGACUCCAAUGGCACCUCUUCAGCUUGAGUCUCCAAUUGGCCAGCUUUUGGCUCAAAUCUUGCAAACCCAUCCUCAUCUCCUUGUAGCUACUGCUGAACAGCAGCUUGACAAUCUUCAGAAAGAGAGAGAUGACCAGAAGGAGGAGGCUGCACCAUCAUCUACAGAUCUCUUCCUCUAUAAGAGAAUUGUGGAAGUGAAAGAGAAGGAGAGGAGAAAGACAGUAGAGGAGAUUAUAUAUUGCUUGAUUGUGCAAAGAUUUGUGGAAAAUAAUAUAACAAUGAUUCCUAAAUUAUUGACAUCUGAUCCUGCUGAAAGGGUUGACUUUUGGCCAAACCAAGAGCUAAGGCUGGAAUCUGUGCACUCUCCCGAGGCUUAUGAGAUGAUUUUAAGCCAUCUAUCUCUUGUACUCGGGGAGCGAUCUGUUGGGCCCUUGGAUACUAUCGUGCAGAUAAGUAAAAUAAAGCUUGGAAAGCUUUAUGCUGCUUCAAUCAUGUAUGGGUAUUUCCUUAGAAGAGUUGAUGAAAGGUAUCAACUCGAAAGAUCUAUGAACACGCUUCCUGAAGGUUUUGGUGAUGAAGAGACAAUAACAUAUCCAGAGCCGAUAUCAGAAAAGCAACUAUGGGAUUCUGAUUCUUUGAUACGGAUAUAUCCUGACGAAGAUGGGGGAGGUAUAGUGGACUCUAGAAACGAAGAGAAACCAUACAAAUUAAGAUCGUAUGUUAUGUAUUUGGAUGCAGAGACGCUUCAGCGAUAUGCAACCAUAAGAUCUAAAGAAGCAGUCUCUUUGAUCGAGAAGCAGACGCAGGCCUUGUUUGGAAGACCUGAAAUUAGAGUCGCAGAAGAUGGUGCCUUAGAUGCAUCUAAUGAUGAAGUCGUUUCUCUAACAUUUUCUGGACUUACAAUGCUGGUGUUGGAGGCAGUUGCAUUUGGAUCAUUUUUAUGGGACGCAGAAAAUUAUGUUGAGUCCAAGUAUCCAUUUAUCAAUAGCUAGAAUGUAUUACUUCAGAUUCACUCUUUCAGCUUUGUAAAUUCUUUAAACUAUACCGUAGCUCGAUUUUAUUGAACUUUUUGCGCACACAACUUGACUUUGUUGUAGUGUUGAUAACAGAACUUUCUAUCAUUAAAGAACAUUUAUUUUGUAUUGAUAAUGAGCAUA
Molecule: messenger RNA, 1494 nt
Organism: Salvia splendens (bonfire salvia)
Lineage: Eukaryota; Viridiplantae; Streptophyta; Magnoliopsida; Lamiales; Lamiaceae
Product: UV-B-induced protein At3g17800, chloroplastic
Exons: 3
Coding region: 103-1329 (408 amino acids)
Source: RefSeq, a predicted model, not a curated record